Amborella trichopoda is the source of this 3336-nucleotide messenger RNA. RefSeq names its product tRNAse Z4 (gene TRZ4). The record is from RefSeq and is a predicted model, not a curated record. Gene Ontology annotation, molecular function: 3'-tRNA processing endoribonuclease activity. Gene Ontology annotation, cellular component: mitochondrion. NCBI's taxonomy places the organism in Eukaryota, Viridiplantae, Streptophyta, Magnoliopsida, Amborellales, Amborellaceae. Gene Ontology annotation, biological process: mitochondrial tRNA 3'-end processing.
UCAUGGUCUCCCUUACACAGGCUUACCUGUCUGCCUCAACUCUCUUCCGAUUAAACCCCCACCAUGUGAGGCUCCCUUCACUCUCUACAAAUCUCAGAAGACUCUUUUACACCUCCUCCUCUUCUUUCUCUCUCUACAAAAACACCCACUCCUUUCUUUCUCAACAUUCAAAUUCUUUCCCUGUUCUUGCUGCUGCUUCUGCCUCAAAUAGGAGAAAUAGCGGUCUCCCCGUCAGGAGAAGAAGCAGUACUUCUAGAGAUAAAAAGGAGGGUGAAGAGGGGCAGAAGAGAGAGGAAAUGGAACCUGUGUUUAAUAGGAAGCGAGCUGAAGGGAACGAUAGGGACAAGCCGAAGAACCUUCAGUUGAAAACUCGCAAACCGAAUCCCGUUAAUACUAUAUGUUAUGUUCAGAUUUUGGGGACUGGAAUGGAUACACAAGACACUUCUCCAUCUGUUUUGCUGUUUUUUGAUAAGCAAAGAUUCAUAUUCAAUGCUGGAGAGGGUUUGCAGCGUUUUUGCACUGAGCACAAGAUUAGAUUAUCAAAGAUUGAUCACAUGUUCAUGACUCGUGUUUGCUCAGAAACUGCUGGUGGCCUUCCAGGUCUGCUCUUGACGUUGGCUGGCAUAGGAGAGGAAGGGAUGACUAUCAAAAUUUGGGGUCCUUCUGAUCUCAAAUAUCUAGUAGAUGCCAUGCGUGUAUUCAUUACAAGGUCUGCUGUGGUGCACACUCAUAGUUUUGGACCACCUGCUAAUGCCAGUGAAACUAUAGGCUUAUAUAGAGAGCCCAUUGUUCUUAUUGAUGAUGAGGUCAUCAAAAUAUCAGCGAUUCUUCUAAGACCUAAAAGCUCCAAAGGUGACCAAAAUAUCGGAGUUAUGGGUUCAAAUUCACAAGAGAAGUUGGGUUAUUUUCCGAAGGCACCGACCAAGGAAGAUACGGUUUCCAAGCCUGGUGAUCUUUCUGUUGUUUAUGUUUGUGAAUUGCCUGAAAUUAAGGGAAAAUUUGAUCUAGCAAAAGCUGUGGCCCUUGGUUUAAAGGCUGGACCAAAAUACAGGGAGUUGCAGCUUGGGAAUUCUGUUAUGUCUGAUCGUAAAGACAUCAUGGUCCAUCCAAAUGAUGUGCUCGGCCCUUCAUCUCCUGGACCCAUAGUUAUUCUUGUGGACUGCCCCACAUUAUCUCAUGUGCAGGAUUUGGUGUCACUUUCAUCUCUUAAUGAUUAUUAUGUGGAUUCUUCAGAUCCAUCUAAAGGGAGUAAGAAGACUGUGAAUUGUAUGAUUCACUUGGGUCCUUCUUCUGUUACAAAGACUGCAACUUAUCAAGAGUGGAUGGCUAGGUUUACUGAGGCCCAGCAUAUUAUGGCUGGUCAUGAAAUAAAGAACAUAGAAGUACCAAUUCUAUUAGCCAGUGCUCGAUUCGCUUCUAGGUUUAAUUAUCUCUGCCCACAGCUGUUCCCAUCUCCAGGAUUUUGGUCUCUUAAUCAAGUUGACUACCAUCCAGUGGACCCCAUUACUUCAAGUGAGGCUGUUCCAUCAAGUAUCUGCAAAACUAUACCUGCGGAGAAUCUUCUAAAGUUUCAGCUGCGCCCAUUUUCCCAGCUUGGGUUGGAUAGAUCUGUGGUUCCAAGUGCAUUGACCCCAAAAGAGGCUAUUGAUGAGCUACUUUCAGAGAUUCCCGAAAUUGUUGAAGCUACGGAAUGUGUUAGGCAACUGUGGAGAAGGGCUGAAAAGGCUGUGAAACCCAUAUCACAUGCACCCAAUAACUCUGUUGUUGAAGAGCCUUGGAUGAAUGAAAAUGCUUGCCUAACUACCUCAGGAUCAGAGAAUUUUAGUUCCAGAAUACGCAGUAAUGGUGACGUGGAAAUUUAUGACUCUUAUAUACCAAGAUGUCUGGAACAUAUAACAAGGGAAGAUUUGGAAAUUGUUCUUCUUGGAACUGGUUCAUCGCAGCCAUCCAAAUAUCGCAAUGUCAGUGCUAUUUAUUUGAAUCUCUUCUCGAAAGGAAGUAUGCUUCUAGAUUGUGGUGAGGGAACUUUGGGGCAGCUGAAGAGAAGAUUUGGUGUAAAGGGUGCAGAUGAUGCUGUGAAAAGAUUGAAAUGUAUUUGGGUUUCUCAUAUUCAUGCGGAUCACCACACAGGCCUAGCCAGGAUACUUGCUCUGCGUCACAAUUUGCUGAAACAUGAACCCCAUGAACCCUUGCUUGUUAUAGGGCCAAGACAACUAAAGAUAUUCUUGGAUGCUUAUUCAAGACUUGAGGAUUUAGAUAUGCAGUUCUUAGAUUGCAGACAAACAACAUUGGCCAUGAAAGAUGCUCAUGGUGAUCCUCUUAAAAUGAAUGUGGGGCAAAAUAGUAAAUUUCUUGAAACAAUACAUGGGCAAAAUGGUUAUUUUCCUGAAACGCAAAAUGGGAAAAAUGAUAAUUCUCAGUUUGUGUCAGAUGAUGAAGAGUUCAUGGAAUUGGGAGGAAUAACAGAAAGAGAUGACAAAGUUGGGCAUGUAUCACCUCGAAAGUCGACACUGUUUGAAGGUGGUAAAAUGCAAAGCUUUUGGAGAAGACCGGGAUUUCAGGGCAAUAUUUUUGUUGAUAUUUCAGGGAUUCAGAAAUUGAAGUGUGUUUUAUGUGAAUUGGGGUUGGAUACUUUGAUCAGUGUCCCAGUGGUGCAUUGUCCACAGGCCUUUGGAGUGGUUUUGCAGGCUGCUAAUGGAAAAAACAGCUUAGGAGAGAUGAUACCUGGUUGGAAGCUUGUAUAUUCAGGGGACACGAGGCCUUGCCAAGCUUUGAUUGAAGCGUCUCAAGAAGCCACUGUUCUGAUACACGAGGCCACUUUUGAGGAUGGCAUGGUUGAAGAAGCCAUAGCUAGAAACCACAGCACAACAAAAGAAGCAGUUGAAGUGGGAGCGAGCGCAGGAGCUUACAGGGUUGUAUUAACACAUUUCAGCCAAAGAUACCCCAAAAUCCCAGUUUUCGACGAAACCCACAUGCACUCCACUUGCAUUGGUUUUGACAUGAUGAGUAUUAACAUUGCAGACUUGCCAUUGCUUCCUAAAGUAGUCCCACAUCUAAAGCUUCUAUUUAAAAAUGAGAUGGUUUCCGAUGAAACUGAAGAGAUUUUGGAUCUAGAACCAGCAGUAAAUCAAUAAGUUUGAACUCUGAGUUUCUUGUAUUUUUGUAAUUUUUCUGUUUCUUUUAAAUUUAGCUGUAGCCUCUCUUUAGCUUCUGUUAAAAAGUGAGAUGGCUAUGAACGAAAUCUCAGAGAUGUUGAAUGUAGAAACCAGGGGAGGUGGUUAACUGAUCAUCAAUUUGGAUGGGAAUAAGUUGGGACCCAAAACCGGUUCGGGAUGA